This is a messenger RNA of Salvia hispanica, 303 nucleotides long. The record is from RefSeq and is a predicted model, not a curated record. Lineage: Eukaryota; Viridiplantae; Streptophyta; Magnoliopsida; Lamiales; Lamiaceae.
AUGUCCGGUAAAGGCAGUCUGAGCAAGCAGAAUUCCGCAGCAAAAAAAGCUGUGAAUCAGAGAAAAGGCUGCACGAUGAGAACCUGCAAUUUCAUCUCUCCGGUCAGAUAUCUCAAACAAGUCGGCGGAAAAUUCGUCGCCGUGGUCGUGCGGAUAACCACCAGGGCGCCGCCGCCGCAGAGGGAGAGGGCGAGAACCAGCGUCGCGCCCAUCGAUUCUCAGAGAGCUGAAGCCAUACAUGACUGCAUAGACUUCAUCAAUUCUUCCUCUACGCUGCCGAGAUCGAAUUCGGUCGCCAGCUGA